Molecule: messenger RNA, 621 nt
Organism: Spodoptera frugiperda (fall armyworm)
Lineage: Eukaryota; Metazoa; Arthropoda; Insecta; Lepidoptera; Noctuidae
Product: protein GVQW3-like
Exons: 1
Coding region: 1-621 (206 amino acids)
Molecular function (GO): nucleic acid binding
Source: RefSeq, a predicted model, not a curated record
AUGAAUGAGAUGUCAUUGGUUUACGGUGACUCUUGUCAAGGAAAAACCAUGGUGUACAAGUGGCACAAUUUAUUUAAACAAGGAAGGGAAUCCAUUGAGGACGACCCGAGGCUGGGCAGGAGUAUCGAGGUGACCACGCCAGAACUUAUCCAAAAAGUUGAAAAAAAUGUACUGGAAGAUGCUCGACUAAAGAAGAAACAACUCGCAGAAAUGGUUAGAGUAUCCGAUACAACCAUUUUUAAAAUUAUUCAUGAUCAUCUUGGCAUGACUAAGGUCAGUGCAAGAUGGGUACCGAGAAUGCUCACGCCGCCCGAAAAACAACAGCGCGUAGAGUGUUCACGUGCAUUUUUGAACCUCUGUAAUGAAGACAAGGAUGAUGUAUUGAGUCGAAUUUUUACUGGAGACGAAACUUGGGUUCAUCAUUAUGAACCUGAGUCGAAACAAGAUUCCAUGCAGUGGCAUAAAAAGGGCGCAGCAUCCCCUAAGAAGUUUAAGGUGUCACAGUCAGCUGGGAAAAUCAUUGCAACGGUCUUUUGCGACUCGGAAGGAUUAUUAUUAAUCGACUAUAAAGAUAAAGGUGUUUUUAUAACCGGGGAAUACUACGCUUCAAUAUUAAAGUGA